AUGAGGAUUUUCUGGCGGAUGCUGAGGGUGCCCUUCGCGUCGCUGAGCCAGAGAGCGACGAGGAUUUUCUUGCCUGACGAGCCGCUCGUCGUCGCAGAUGGGCCCGGGCAGGCAGCGGCUGAGGGAGACGGGCCAGGUCUGGACAGCAUGCUCGCGCUGAACGCGGCGGCCGCCUACACGCCCCCAGCCGUGGUCAAGCGCGGCCGCAGGAUAUUGCCGAAGACUGCUCAAGCCCUCGUUCGGUCCCUGCAGCCGCUGCCAUCGGAUAUGCUGAACUCUGGAGUGCCUCGUCUGACAUCGUUCUUGUUGGACGCCACGCUGGGCAGGUCGACGGCGCUGGCCACCACGACAAAGCUUCGCCGUGAGUGCGGCGUGUCUGCAGGAUCGUGGCACGACACUUGCGACGCCAUCAGCUACGCGACGUUCCAGGUGUUGCGCGGCACGUUCGAGCGCUUCGCCAGGUCGCUGCUGGGGUGUGCAGGGCAGGGAGCGGCGGGGCUGGGCGUGGAGACGCAUUGGAUCCGUUGGUUCACUUUUCGAUUUCGCUCGUACGACGGGACCAAGCAGUUCGUGAGAGUCGUCGGCAAUGUGAGCACGUCGGUCGGAUCAGGAAGUGCAUCGUUCAUCGAGCCGUCGGCUGCCAAGUACGAGGUGUACGUUUCAAGUGCAUCGCGGGCUUUUUGCUUGAUGAAGGGGGCCCGCCCGCAGUCGAGGCUCUUGACCCUGAUGGUCAGGGAGCCGACGCUGCUGCACACGUCAGAUGGGACGAAGGCUGAGUCCACCAACGCGGCGUUGGCCCACCUCGCAUGCAGCGUCGAUGUGGAGUUGGAGCGCAUGUUUCUCAGGAACGUCGAUGUCGUCAUCACCGACGAGGCUGGUGCGAACAUUCGUUAUGAAAAUGCUCGCCGAGCUGCUGCGUCGCGCCCGUCAGCCCUUUUGCACCUCUUCUGCGACGCUCAUGAGAAGUCGAAGGUUGCGAGCUUGGGCCACGCGGUCCAGAGGCCGACCGACACGAUGCUCAUCCGCAUGCAGCUUGCCACGAGGGGGAACAUGCCUCGGAUAAUGAAAGCGAUGCGGGGCCUCCUGGCCGAGCGGCUCGUCAUCGUCCAUGGCGGCUCGAUGGAGGACGCUGGUUUCGGCGACGAGGUCGCAGGCAAGCUGGCCGCGGCGCUGAACGUCUCGGACGCGUCCUGA
Prorocentrum cordatum is the source of this 1194-nucleotide messenger RNA. NCBI's taxonomy places the organism in Eukaryota, Dinophyceae, Prorocentrales, Prorocentraceae. The record is from the annotation of a GenBank genome assembly.